AUGAGGUUGCAAGAACUUCAAGAUGCUAUAAACAAACUUCCAUUGAGACAUCCAAUUGACGUCAAAUUGUAUUGGAGAGCAUCUGAGUUAGGUCAGAAGGUUUUAUAUGAAACAGGUUGCUUCGACGAUGUUUAUGAGAUAACAGGAGAAGUUUCUCAGAAGAUAAGAGACUCACUUGAAUUUCCACAAACUGGACCAAUUGGUUGCGACAAGUUCGACUCAAACGAAAAGAUAUACUAUGUCGACCUUAACGCUGCAUACAUGAGGUUUGUCCAAUAUAUUCCGACUGGAAUUCCAAACGAAGAUGGUGAGUUCCUGGGAAGGAACUAUACAGUUGGAAAAGUCAUACAACAACUGUAUGAUAUUAGGAAAGCUUCAAACCCCAAACUUGCAAUGACACUCAAAUUGCUUAUGAAUUCGACAUGGGGAUAUUCUAUUAAAAAACCUCAAAAGAUGAAGAGUAAACACUAUGAGAAGGUCGACAACUUUGUUGAAAGGUUUUCUCCUUUUGUUUUGAAGUACGAGUUCACCGAAGGUCAAAAUGGCUUAGUAACCACAUUAAAACCUAUUGUCGAACAUUGGUCUUACCCUCAGUUCGCAAAGGCAGUCCUUGACAACUACAACAAAUUCUUCUCCGAAGUCAAAUCCAAAGUUGUGGUUUACUAUGAGAACAUUGACGCACUCAUGACGAACGAAGAAGGGUACAACAAACUCAUUGAAAUGGGAAUGGUCGGUGAAAAGAUGGGCUGUUUUAAGCUAGAUAAGGUAUUUUCCGAAGUUCAUGUCCUCUCCAAGCGUAAGUACUGGGGCAUACUUGAAGACGGCACAGAAAUAAAACAUUGCAUGAAAUAA
This is a messenger RNA of Trichomonas vaginalis G3, 852 nucleotides long. RefSeq names its product DNA/RNA polymerases family. The record is from RefSeq and is a predicted model, not a curated record. NCBI's taxonomy places the organism in Eukaryota, Parabasalia, Trichomonadida, Trichomonadidae. Bases 1 to 852 code for a protein of 283 amino acids. The transcript has a single exon.